AUGGCUGAAGUGAAGCAGAGGAAGAAGCAGACUUUCCACACAUUCACCUACCUUGGCACGAACUUGGACCAACUGCUGGACAUGUCCUAUGCAGCUGAUGCAGUUGCACAGUUCUGCCAGAGGCGGCGCCUGAACCGUGGCCUGUGGAAGAAGCUGCACUCACUGCUCAAGCGCUUGAGAAAGGCCAAGAAGGAGGCUCCACCCAUGGAGAAGCUGGAGGUGGUGAAGAUCCACCUGAGGGACAUGAUCAUCCUGCUCGAAAUGGUGGGCAGCAUGGUGGGCGUGUACAACAGCAAGACCUUCAACCAGGUGGAGAUCAAACCAGAGAUGAUUGGCCACUAUCUGGGCGAGUUCUCCAUCACCUACAAGCCUGUGAAGCAUGGCCGCCUGGUAUUGGUGCCACCCACUCCUCCCUCUUGA
Messenger RNA from Acomys russatus (golden spiny mouse), 420 nucleotides. RefSeq names its product 40S ribosomal protein S15-like. Gene Ontology annotation, molecular function: structural constituent of ribosome. NCBI's taxonomy places the organism in Eukaryota, Metazoa, Chordata, Mammalia, Rodentia, Muridae. Gene Ontology annotation, biological process: ribosomal small subunit assembly; translation. The record is from RefSeq and is a predicted model, not a curated record. Gene Ontology annotation, cellular component: ribosome; cytosolic small ribosomal subunit. The transcript has a single exon. The coding region runs from base 1 to 420 and encodes 139 amino acids.